AUGAAAUUUUAUCAUUUAAUCUGUCAACAAUAUUCUCCUAAUUUACGAUGUUUUCAUGAUGAUCAUCAACAAAAACGAUUGGCAAACUGCGUUGGGUUCGAUCAUCAGAUGAAAUUCGAUUGUUUUGGACAAAAUCAUUGUGAAAAUAAUGCUCAAUGUUUUCAAGAUCCACCCGAUUGUCCUUCGUGUUACUAUGGAAGUCGAUGUCAGUUUACCACAAGUGAAUUUGGUUUAUCACUCGAUGCAAUUCUCGCCUAUCAUAUUAUUCCAAAUGCCAAUAUUUUCCAUCAAACAUCGAUUGUCAAAUUAAGCCUCUCAUUAACAAUUCUAUUUAUGAUUGUUGGAUUAAUCAAUGGUGUCCUUUCAUUGAUGACAUUUACGAAUAAAAUUGUGCUGGAAGUUGGUUGUGAUAUUUAUUUGUUGGGAUCAUCGUAUUUUUCAUAUGUUUCAACACAAAUCUCCCCGCCGACAAGUCAAUCGUUCUUACGAAUUGAAUGUUAUUCAUUAGAUUUUCUUCUUCGGAUUUGUCUGAAUAUGGAUCAGUGGUUGAAUGCAUGUGUGGCGAUGGAAAGAGCGAUGACUGCCGUUCAAGGUGUUCAAUUCGUGAAGAAGAAAAGUAAAAAAUUGGCGAAAAAAGUUUCCGUUGUUGUUUUGCUGUUGAUUAUUUUAACAUCGACUCAUGAUCCACUCUAUCGACGUUUAUUCGAAGAAGAAGAUCAAGAAGAAAAUAAGAAAAGAAUCUGGUGUGUUGUAAAUUAUCCUUCAAGUUUACAAAUCUAUAAUCGAAUUAUGAAUACAUUUCUAUUUUUUGUUUCAUUUUUCAUCAAUUUCAUUUCAACAAUCGUUGUUAUAACCCAAAAAUCUCAGCGGCAAUCUCAUCUGAGAAAACGUCGAUCUUACAAAGCGAUGUUAUGCGAACAAGUUUUGAAUCACCAACAUUUAUUGAUUGCACCUAUUAUGCUAUGUAUUCUUGCAUUGCCACGUUUGGUUUUUUCUUAUGUAACAAAAUGUAUGAAUUCAACCAGAGAUUCUUGGAUAUUUCUCAGCGGAUAUUUUAUUUCAUUCAUUCCACUAAUGAUUACUUUUCUUAUCUUUGUACUCCCAUCGGAAUUCUAUAGACGAGAAUGUAAGAAAUCAAUUAGCAGACGAUCAAACAGCAUCUAUCCAUUUUCUCAAUAA
This is a messenger RNA of Adineta ricciae, 1179 nucleotides long. The record is from the annotation of a GenBank genome assembly. NCBI's taxonomy places the organism in Eukaryota, Metazoa, Rotifera, Eurotatoria, Adinetida, Adinetidae.